AUGUUGGUAUGUCUACGUGUUUGUGGAGCGUACUCUUACCGGCUGACUCGAAGACAUUCUACAAUAUUUCUAAUAAUAUCCUUUGUUGUUGUUCUGUCAUUGAUAUUUCAAUUUUAUGCCUACAAACAUCAGGAGUUACCACGGUAUCCACCGAGAAUCGGUGAUUUUGACUACAGGCCAGGAGCAUUUCUUAAGGGUCGACAGCCAAGUGAAAACAUAAGUUAUUGCCAAUUUAAUUAUGGCCUUCCAGAUACAAUAAGAUGGGAAACUGUUCAUAUAUUCCCCUCUCCAGAAGGUGGUCGGGCUAGCAAUUACAGGGUUAUAUAUAACGCAAUAAUGGGUAGUGCGUAUGCAAACCAUUCUAAAUAUAAUGCAGUUACAUAUGCAACUCAAGCAACACCUGAGUUUAUUUAUCAUAUUGUUGAGAUAGCCAGAUAUUGGGAUGGUCCCAUUAGUUUAUCAGUUUUUGUACCGAAUUAUGACAUGGAUAUAGCAAUAAAUAUAAUGAAUCAUUUAUGCCGAUGUUAUUCAUCAAUGUCGAAAGUAUCUCUACAUCUAUUUUAUCCCAAAAUGUUUCCGCCAAAAGUAGGCAUACAUGAGCCCGUUAUAACCACAACUGAGAUAUCAACGACUACACAGAAUGUAACAGAUAUUCAAAUACGAAAAAUGCAAAAAUAUCGAUCUUUAAAUAAUAAAACGAGAGCAGAAUAUAUUCAAUGGGUGAGAAAAAAAAAGAUUGAGAAAAUGAUGGCUAAAAUAGGCAAGAGACAGCCUCCAAAAUUAAUAUUCACUGAUUGUUCUGGCCUAGAGGUAUUCGAUGUUUCUACUUUUAGACGAGAGAACAAUAUGAUAUAUCCAAUAAACGUAGGGAGAAAUGUAGCGAGGAAUGCAUCAAGGACAAACUACUUCAUAGUAUCAGAUAUUGAGUUGGUACCGAGUAACGGAUUAGCGCCGAAAUUUCUCGCAAUGUUGAGGAAACUUAUGGGCGAUAAGAAACGAGAUGAGGGUUGUAUAUUCUCAAAGACGGUCUUUGUUGUGCCGUUGUUCGAAGUUGAAAGAGGAGUGGAUAUUCCACGCGACAAAGAAACGUUAGUUCGUCUAAUAAAUGAGAACCGAGCGAAGUACUUCCAUCAAAAGGUUUGUGCUCAUUGUCAGCGUUUCCCUGGCCUACAAUCAUGGUUACUGCGGCCUUCACCUCCUGUUGUUGAACCAAUGUUGAUCGCGAGACGAGAGUAUCCUUAUCAUCGCUGGGAACCACUAUAUUUUGGCACACAGAAUGAACCCUGGUACAAUGAAGUGCUAUCGUGGGAGGGAAAACAGGACAAGAUGGCACAGAUGUUAGAGAUGUGUCUUCGGGAAUAUCGUAUGGUGGUAUUGGACGGGGCCUUUCUGUGUCACGCCGCAUCUCCAAGGAACACCACGGGACGGAACAGGGCUCAGCGGAUCAAUCACAGGCGUUAUCAAAAUGCUGUAUCAGCUUUCAAACUAAAGUAUCCAAAUAGACCUAAAUGCAAAAUUAUGUAUGGAUGUUGA
Molecule: messenger RNA, 1533 nt
Organism: Danaus chrysippus (African queen)
Lineage: Eukaryota; Metazoa; Arthropoda; Insecta; Lepidoptera; Nymphalidae
Source: the annotation of a GenBank genome assembly